Molecule: messenger RNA, 690 nt
Organism: Humulus lupulus (European hop)
Lineage: Eukaryota; Viridiplantae; Streptophyta; Magnoliopsida; Rosales; Cannabaceae
Exons: 2
Coding region: 297-512 (71 amino acids)
Biological process (GO): mitochondrial respiratory chain complex IV assembly
Cellular component (GO): mitochondrion
Source: RefSeq, a predicted model, not a curated record
GCACAUUCCACUUCUCUCUCUUUUAUCUAUUAAGAUUUUUAACCGAUUCUUAAGUUAUGCAUAUGUGUGCAUAAAUUGAACUUUGAAUCAUAAUAUCAGAAAGCCUAACCUUUCUCUCUUCUCUCUUACGUUUCUCUCCUUGUCCCGUGCCCUCUCUGUCCUCGGCAGUACUCAUCUCAAGCUUGUCAUCCUCUGUUUUCCAGUAUUCACUGAAAGCAAUUUCCAUUGCCAAAAGGACUUUCUUUUCUCAAUCAGAGUUGAAGUUUGAGAACAAGAAGGGUGCAGAAAUAAAGAACAUGGCAAAAUCUUGCAAGGGCCUAGCAAUGGAGUUGGUGAAGUGCCUUGGUGAAUCCGAUUGCGUUAAGGUCGAAAACCGGUCAUUUAGAGAAUGUGCUGGAGAAAAGAGUCCUUCAAUACCUAGCGAAUGUGUUGGUUUGAGGGAGACAUACUUCAAUUGCAAACGAGGCCAGGUUGACAUGAGAGCACGAAUUCGAGGAAACAAGGGCUACUAAGUUGUUAGUUGUCAUUGUUUCCCAGAUUGGGAAUUGAAUUUUUGUUGAAGUUCUUCUUGUUAGAUUUGUAUCCCCAAAUGACAUGAUUCUGCAUUAUAAUAUGCAAAAUUUUGUAACCAUUGUGGAGAAUGGAUCGAAUGGGAAUUAUAUAAGGUUACUUAUGCUGUUUCUGUAUUAA